AUGAACACAAGCACCAAUUUAUUUGAUGCAUUACUGUCAAGGGUUGAACCACAUCCCGUCGGGAUGAUCGCCACACUGGCGCAUAUUGCGCAAAAUUGGGAGUCCGUUGGGAACGAGUUUUUGAGGACUUUUAAGGAUUAUCCCUAUUUUCUGGCCGCAAUCAAAGGGAUCAGAAACGGACUUAUCUAUGGGACAAGAAUCAGAGCACCGCACGCUUUUGUCAUGGUUUUCUUGUUCGGGCAGGGAACAUUGCUCGAGAAAAUCCUAACGAUUCUGCGGUUGACAAGAAUACACGCUAUGAAUCUGGCUAAAUUUGCAUUCUCCUUUCGACUCGUCAAAGAAUUUCUGAUGAGAAUUGAUGGCACUAAAGGACAUCCACGUGAAUGGCAGUCUUUUGUUGCUGGUGCGAUUGUCGGAUACUUUGUUUUUGGCGAUGAUAACUCGGUAAACAUGCAGGUCAAUAUGUAUUUGCUUUCUCGAAUUACGAUAGGUCUGGCUAAACUACUGGUUAAGAAGGAAGUUAUACCACAGCCAAAAUUCAAAGUCUUUCCGGUGUAUGCUGCGUUCUGUUGGGGUGUCGUGCUAUGGUUGUUCGAACACUACACAGAUGUGCUGCAAGGGUCCCUGAUCAGCAGUAUGACAUACCUGUACAAGGAUUCGAAUUACUGGACCGACUUCAAAACGUUUAUGAUUCGAAACAAAUGA
Messenger RNA from Necator americanus (New World hookworm), 705 nucleotides. RefSeq lists its product as uncharacterized. Gene Ontology annotation, cellular component: peroxisomal membrane. The record is from RefSeq and is a predicted model, not a curated record. The transcript has 7 exons. NCBI's taxonomy places the organism in Eukaryota, Metazoa, Nematoda, Chromadorea, Rhabditida, Ancylostomatidae. The coding region runs from base 1 to 705 and encodes 234 amino acids.